UUGGUGGCGUUGUCCCUUGUUGUCAUGACAGUGUCGUCCUUCUCCUUUUACUACCUCCUCCUAAAAGCGGCUGAAAACCUUCACAGUAAAAUGACCCUGGCGAUUAUCAAGGCACCUGUAAAGUUUUUUGAUUCGACCCCAGCUGGACGUAUCCUGAAUCGGUUCUCCAAGGAUAUUGGCUCUAUGGACGACGUAUUGCCACCGCUGUUUCUACAAGCCCUUAUAUUCUGCCUGUUCUCCCUGAUCGCCAUUUUGGUUCCCGCUGCAACAAACUACUGGCUCUUUCUGGCCCUUCUUCCAAUAAUUGGAAUAUUUGUUUACUUCGCCCGCUACUAUCUGAAGUCCUCCAGAGAGCUGAAGAGAAUUGAAGCCAUCACAUGCAGUCCUGUGUACUCACACGUCACUGAGACAGUAGAUGGACUGGAAGUAGUGCACACUUCAAAUAUGAGCAAGACGUUUGUGGACAGACUAAAAUGGUAUCAGGACAAGAACACACAAGCGUUUUUCAUGGUGAUGUCUUCUAAUCGUUGGUUGAGUAUACGCCUUGAUUUGCUGUCUACUGUGUUUGUCACGAUUGUUGCAGUGGCGGCCAUCUUGGUAUCGGAGAGUCCCGCUUUGGCCGGACUCGCCCUAACAUACGCACUGCAAACAUUAGACGGCACUCAAUAUGGUGUACGAUCAGCAUCAGAGGUGGAAACCUUGAUGACGUCCGUCGAACGUGUAAUGACGUAUACUGAUAUCGCUUCUGAGCCCGGUUACAGCACUGAGGAACGACCCCCAGAGUCCUGGCCUAAUGAAGGAAGCUUAACCAUAGAAGAUCUCUCUUUCAUUUACUUUGAAGGAGGACCUCGUGUCUUAAGGGACAUAAGCGUUCAUGUUUCUAGUAAAGAGAAGGUGGGAAUUGUGGGUCGCACCGGUGCUGGAAAGUCAUCUCUGGUAUCAGCGUUGUUUCGUAUGCCAGAUCCUCUGGGAAAGGUACGUUAAUCGUUAAGACGAGAAAUAAUCAAUAGCUCUAAAAAAAAAACUGCCAAAGAAAUACGUUUUUACAUUGUACAACUGUAUUGGGGGGCCUGAGCGUUUCUAUUGCAAGCUAUUAGAUAAGUGCGGGUAACCACUCCAACUAAUAAAUUGUCUACACCUAUCUGCGUGGCUUAGGUUUCAGUUCUGUUUCAAGUGAGCCUCAGAAAAGGCGACAAAAUUACAGACUGCUUAAAGCGGGAAGUCCCAUGCAAAACUCUUUUAGAUACAGACGCCUGCCUGCCUAACCCACAGAGCUUCUCCAAAUGUUCAGAAUUUAGAAGUAGCUUGUUUUUGUUUUCUUACAGUUUUUAAAUGCUUAACUAGUGAGCUCCACUCGGCGAUUUAAAGUCGUCAGACUUGUUUAUUCUCUGAAGCGUCUCACCUCACUAUUGUACACUUCUUCAGAGAGUUCUACAAACGUAAACCCCGAUAUGUACCUACUUAGGCCAUACCGGCGACUAAUUCAAGAAACACACACCUCAAAGAUUUGGCUGGAAUUACGAGUACGAGAGGGAACAACUGAAGCUGAAAAAUAUAGAGGCAAUACCUUUAAACGUUUCGGGACCUUUUUGGGGGCACGAUUUUAGCUAAAAUAUCUAAUUGGACG
This is a messenger RNA of Orbicella faveolata, 1627 nucleotides long. Its product is annotated as ATP-binding cassette sub-family C member 4-like. Gene Ontology annotation, biological process: transmembrane transport. The record is from RefSeq and is a predicted model, not a curated record. Gene Ontology annotation, molecular function: ABC-type transporter activity; ATP hydrolysis activity; ATP binding. Gene Ontology annotation, cellular component: membrane. Lineage: Eukaryota; Metazoa; Cnidaria; Anthozoa; Scleractinia; Merulinidae.